Molecule: messenger RNA, 636 nt
Organism: Dibothriocephalus latus
Lineage: Eukaryota; Metazoa; Platyhelminthes; Cestoda; Diphyllobothriidea; Diphyllobothriidae
Source: the annotation of a GenBank genome assembly
AUGUCUCAAAAGCGUCGCUCUCUUAAUACUUCGCUUGGUCGAGCGAAAAUGAUCUGGUCGGAUGAAGAAGUUUACCGAAAAGAGAUGAAACAACUUUCCAAACGAUACCCCCAGAAUGGAUUCACCACCGGCUGGGGAACAACGCUGGGGAAGUCCUCCUGGCAGACAAUCCUCGAAUCAGAAGCGGUCGCAGCGACUGUGGCAAACCAAUCUGGAGCACAGAAGCCCUGGCCUGCAGCAACAGCAACAACAAAAACGCCUAUUCAGGUGACGAAUCCUGCUGGCAAUCAGGUAGCUGAGGCAAGCGAUGUUUCACGGACAAUCCGAGAGACGAGAGAGGCUGUGCAACUGUUUAAUUUGCUUCAACGGGAUAUGCGUUCGUCUUCUUCUCAAGGGGUUGAUGCGAAACAGAUGCGGGACUUCCAGGUCGUCGCUGAGCAUUUGGAGACCCUGCAGCGGAAAGUGCAGUCACUCAUCAAUGGAGAGCUAAGUGAAUGUUCUGCAGACAUAACUGGAGCUGACGAGACGGAUCUGGCCAAUUUGAUGAGCGUGAACGACGAUCUUCAGCGUUGUAUCGAAAGCUACCCGCGGACGGCGCAGAGGGAUGCGGUAUGUCUUUUCACCUACAUAUCUUAA